Molecule: messenger RNA, 914 nt
Organism: Aspergillus costaricaensis CBS 115574
Lineage: Eukaryota; Fungi; Ascomycota; Eurotiomycetes; Eurotiales; Aspergillaceae
Exons: 1
Coding region: 106-699 (197 amino acids)
Source: RefSeq, a predicted model, not a curated record
UAUCCAGGUUGAUGCGAGGAUGAGCGUGGAAUUCUCUGGAAUUCUACAUGAAUCACCUGGUCAUGUUGGCUUUUCGACUUUCUUUCGUUAUUUCUUGUUCUCAACAUGCUUGGGAGGUUUGAAAGGCAGCAUGCGAUUAUACUGUGUUAUAGCCCGGGAACUCUCCCCAUCCCGUUGUACGUGUUUCGACUUGCCGACGCAGCUGCUGUUGCAGCUGCUGAUGCAGGUGAACAUGAUGUUGACUUUGGGGAGCGUGGAUAUAUUGUUCUUUUUCCUUAUUUGUGUCAUCCAUGGGUCUCGGAUCAAGAGCAUCUGGCUCCAAACCGCCUGCUCUCGCUCUCUCUCUCUCUAAUCUGCCAAGGCAACAUCAGCACGAAAUGCGUCGGCCUUCGAUAUAGAAACGACCCUCCCACGUCUUUCUCAUCACCCUCGUCAUCUCAACACUCUCUUUAUGGUGCUACGGCUCGGAACGGCGAACCUGAUCAGUCCUGCUUGUGUCAUUGCAUUUCUUUUCCUCUCUCUUCUUUAUUUCCUUCGUCCCGCAUUCCCGGCACGAGUCAUUUAAUACUAGAGUUCCGUCUUGUGUUUGUCAGAGUACAUGAUCAGUGCCCCGAACCUCUUACCUUUCCUCUUCGACCCGUCUCUGACAUCUACCACUCUAUCACGUCGGGUCUCUCGUGGCUGGUCUUUCGAUGGUAAUUUUAAUGAUGUGGCAGAAGGGCGUUUGGCAUUUGGUGGAAGUCCUCGCGUGUCGUCCGGGCAGACACUGAUUUACAAAGCAUUUUUAGCAUUUAAAUGUUUGAAUAUGCGGCCCCGUGGAAUGCGUGUGCAGGACUAAUUGAGUCCUCGGUCAAGGAGUUCAUGCGAUAGCGGCCUGCGGCUGUUUCUGUUUACUUUUUUCUUCUUUUCAAUUC